This is a messenger RNA of Adineta steineri, 1907 nucleotides long. The record is from the annotation of a GenBank genome assembly. NCBI's taxonomy places the organism in Eukaryota, Metazoa, Rotifera, Eurotatoria, Adinetida, Adinetidae.
AUGACUACAAAUUUAGUUGCAUAUGCAAAAGAAUUGAGUCGAAUUAAACCAGAAGAUUUACCUGAAAAAUUUCUACAACUUCAACAUCUUUUACAACGAUCAACAUCAAUUACAAGUGUUAAACAUGAAAUAAUAGCACUUGAUAUAUUACCGAUUUUAUUAUUAACAUUACGACAAGAUUUUACAUUGACAAAUGGAUGGCGUUUAGCAUCGACCAAUCUAAGUCAAUUAGCUAGUUUAUGUAUGUGUGUCGAAGUAGAUAAAACGAAUACGAAAAUAAAAGCAUGGUCAAAUAAAUUCUAUGAUAAAUAUCUUCCACAAGGUAUUGAUAGUUUUAUUUUACUUACACGUCAUUUACAAGAUCGAUACACACAAGAGAAAAAAUCACAUCUUCGACAAGAUUAUAUAACUUAUAUGAAUACAGUUAUGAAUAAUCUUAUUGAAGUAUUAAAUUUUCAUUCAAAUCAAUAUUCACUUAUAAAACAAGUUUUGGUUUCAUCAAAAUUUAUGGAAUUAUUUCUUACAGAUGAUGUUUAUAUUUGUUCAUUAAUGAUCAAUAUUUUUGAAGAUAUUGUUCGAAAGAGCAGACGUUUAACAGGUCCAAGCGUAUUUUAUGAAUUAUCAAAUAAAUUAAAACAAGAUUAUGUUAAUGAACUUGCUUAUAAAUUAACUGUAUUUGAUAAUAAUGAAGUUGGAAGAGGAGCUGUACGUGCUUUAAUUGCUAUAUGUGAAACUGAUUCCAGUAUUGUUUCUCUAUUAUCUGCUAAAUUCAAAGGUUUACCUACAGUUUUACAACGAUGGCAUGGUCGAGGUUUUGGAAUGGAUCUACAAGAUUUACUUGCUAUCAUAAAACGAAGUAGUAAGGAUGGACCUUAUUCUCGUGAAGAUCAAAGAGAGAACUAUGCUGCAAGUCGAAUUCAAGCAUUAUGGCGAGGUCAUAUAACUCGAAAACAAUUGACAAGAGCAAAUCAAGCUAUGAAACAAUUUCAAACUAGUUUCAGAAAGAGAAAACUAAGAGAAAUUCAAAUGAAAGAUCGUGAACGUGAACGUGCUGAAGUUCAAUAUCAAGCAACACGUGAACAUUAUCGACGUUUACGUCAAUUUAAACUUCAACAAAUGCAAACUAUUCAAUUAUUACCUGCAUCUGAAGUAGAAAAAUAUCUUGAAAUUCAACGUUUACAAAGUGCAACAAAAAUUCAAGCACUUUUUCGUGGUCAUUUACAACGACGUAAUCUAAAUAAUGGUGGUCAUGAUCGUCUUAUUGCUGAUCGUGCUGCACGUCGUAUUCAACGAACAUUUCGUCAUUAUCGUCAACGAAAACUAGCUCAACUCGAUCGACGUCAACAACGACUUGAAUAUAUUAAACCAACUAUAUUAACUGAAGCUAAACGUGAGGAAUUAAUUGAACAAAUUGAAAAAUGGAAAAGUGAACGAGCACCAAGACCAAUGUCUGAUGAAGAAUUUCAUGCACUUCAUACACGUGGACAAGAUAGUCUUAAUCGUUAUGUAACUACAAAUCGAGCAUGGCGUAGAAUUGAGCAACGACAACGUUUAUUACUUCAUAUGAUGAAUAAUGAUUCAGAAUUUCUUCUUUCAAAUUAUCCAAAAUUAAAAUCUGUAAUGGAACCAAAUAAUACAAUUGAUUCGUCAACCAAUCAUAUUGAUAAAGCAGCAAGUUAUCUUAAUCAUCCAUCAUCAGCUAUUCGUUAUCGUGCUCGACAAGCACAUAUUGAAGCACUUAAAUAUGCUCGAUCACCAUGGUAUAAAGCUAUACAAUUAGCUAAUAUGGAUGAAGAUGAAGAUGAUGAAGAUGAAUAUUUAAAUCGUGGUGGUCUCGAUGAUUUUUCUCGUAAUGAUAUUUUAAAUAAUCCUACGAGAUAUGAAUAUGAAAAACGAAAAUUUCAUCA